Molecule: messenger RNA, 1049 nt
Organism: Aphis gossypii (cotton aphid)
Lineage: Eukaryota; Metazoa; Arthropoda; Insecta; Hemiptera; Aphididae
Gene: mRpL10
Product: 39S ribosomal protein L10, mitochondrial
Exons: 1
Coding region: 176-940 (254 amino acids)
Biological process (GO): translation
Cellular component (GO): mitochondrial large ribosomal subunit
Molecular function (GO): structural constituent of ribosome
Source: RefSeq, a predicted model, not a curated record
UUAUGAUAUUAUUUAUUAUUAUUUAAAAAAAUUAUAAGUUUUUGUAAAAGAUUAUAAUAACAUUCGUGAUUUACUAUUUUUUUUUUUUGUUUUGUACUAACAAAUUUUACCUAAGAGUUUUCAAUUUUGAACCAAACAAUAUAGUUAACAAUAAUAAUUAGGAAUCUGGAACAUCAUGUUAAACUGUUCAACUAAAGCUAUUUGUAGCCGAGGAUUUAUACCAAAUGUCGUCAGUGUUCGAUAUAGAAGAGUCAAUGUACAGAAACCCAGAAAACCAGAUCAUUACCGUGCAGUCAUUGACACAAUAGCAAUGCCUAAAUAUCCGUGGCCAAAACCAUCAGAUAUGAAAUGGAGUGAAAGAUGCCCUAAGCCGUUCAGUAAAGCAUUUAAACAAAUUGAAGAAAAUCCAUAUGAAAAUAUUUUGGCCAAAGAACUUAGAGAAUUAUUUGAACAAAGUGCAAUGAUUGCUAUUUUUCAUAAAAAUCCAGUUAAGGGGGAAAUUGAUUUUAAAACUGCAAAAACUUUUAAAAUGGCUGAUAUGGAUUACGUUGUAUAUGGUAAAAGUACUUUAAAACUAGCUCUAGCAGACACACAUUAUGCAGCAGUGUUGGAUUUAUUUCAAUCACACAGCUCAAUAGUAUUUAGUAGCACAUCACAGGUACCUAAAUUGUUAAAAAUUACAAAGAAGACGCCUCAUUUAAUUUUAUUAGCAUCUAUAGUUGAUGGAAAAUUGUUAAGCAAAAACCAAACUGUAGAAUAUGGAAACCUGGUAAAUAUUGAUAACGCCAGAGCAGCAUUGGUUGGUGUAAUAGAACAAGUAAACAAUAGGUGUUUGCAGACUAUAGGACAAACACAAUUGACAAUGGUUCGAUAUUUGGAACAAUAUGGAAAGUCAUUAGAUGUUAAUACAGAAAAAAAGUCGACAGAAGAAUCAGACUAAUUUUAAUAUCAUAAUCAACUUUGAAAGAAGCAUAUUGUUUAUAUUAUAACAUAUAUUUUGUAGAUAAUUUAUCAGAUUAAUUUUCAAUAAAAUAUUUAUAAAAAAUGAA